Messenger RNA from Molossus molossus (Pallas's mastiff bat), 751 nucleotides. RefSeq names its product ATP synthase peripheral stalk subunit OSCP (gene ATP5PO). NCBI's taxonomy places the organism in Eukaryota, Metazoa, Chordata, Mammalia, Chiroptera, Molossidae. Gene Ontology annotation, molecular function: proton-transporting ATP synthase activity, rotational mechanism. The transcript is spliced from 7 exons. Bases 43 to 684 code for a protein of 213 amino acids. Gene Ontology annotation, cellular component: membrane. The record is from RefSeq and is a predicted model, not a curated record. Gene Ontology annotation, biological process: proton motive force-driven mitochondrial ATP synthesis.
UCUCUCCCAACUCGGGUUUGACCUACAGCCGCCCGGGAGAACAUGGCCUCCCCCGCUGUGUCCGGGCUCUCCCGGCAGGUGCGAUGCUUCAGCACGUCUGUGGCCAGGCCAUUUGCCAAGCUGGUUCGGCCACCUGUUCAGGUGUAUGGUGUCGAAGGUCGCUAUGCCACUGCCCUUUAUUCUGCUGCAUCUAAACAGAAUAAACUGGAGCAGGUGGAAAAGGAAUUGCUGAGAGUAGCACAAAUCUUGAAGGAACCGAAAAUGGCUGCUUCGAUCCUGAACCCCUUUACAAAGCGUUCGAUUAAAGUGAAAAGCCUGCACGACAUGACCACGAAGGAGAAGUUCUCGCCCCUCACCUCCAACCUGAUCAAUUUGCUCGCUGAGAAUGGUCGCUUGACCAGUACCCCUGCUGUCAUCUCUGCCUUUUCUACCAUGAUGAGCGUCCACCGUGGAGAAGUCCCAUGCACAGUGACCACUGCGUCUCCUUUAGAUGACGCCAGUCUUUCUGAAUUGAAAACGGUCCUGAAUAGCUUCCUGAGUAAAGGCCAGGUGUUGAAACUGGAAGUUAAGACCGACCCGUCCAUCAUGGGUGGAAUGAUUGUCCGUAUUGGAGAGAAGUAUGUCGACAUGUCUGCAAAGACCAAGAUUCAGAAGCUGAGCAAGGCCAUGCGGGAGGUUUUCUGAAAGUGCCGAUUUUCUGUCAGGGAAAUUCUUAAACUUGGAGCAACAGUAAAAUGCUUCCUGGACAGGA